AUGGCCGUCGUGCAUCGACUGAUCGACGGCAGAAGAGUGGCACAAUGCGCCGGCACCAUUAUAUCGGAAAGAUGGGUUCUCACCGCGGGCCAUUGCGUCGCGAAGCGACCGAGACGGUUCUUCGUGGUAUUCGGGAUCGUUGACAAGAGCGGGAUUGGUUACGACGUCAAUAGGGGGCCCGGAGUUGCGAUGAUGACGACGUGGGCCGUGGUGCACCCCAAGUACUUCUUCAGCAAGAACGACAUCGGAUUGCUGCAUAUGCCGCGGGAUAUAGAAUUUUCAGACAAAAUUCAACCGAUACGCUUGGCCGGUCCCAAGGAGAACCGAAUCUCGGCCGACACGACUGCUUACGUGGUCGGCUGGGGUCGCGACGGUUUCAGUCGCACAGGUGUCAAGAAGCUCAAGUACACCUUGAUGCCGUUGAUCUCGAAACGCAAGUGCACCGAGUAUUGGCGGGUGGACCACAGAAAUAUCUGCACGAUGCCAGGACUCGGGAAGAACGCCUGUCAGGGCGACAGCGGAGGACCCCUGUUUAUGAUGAAGAACAAUCAGCCGCUGCAAAUUGGCAUCGUGAGCUACGGAGACGCAUAUUGUCCGAGUUAUAAACCCGGAGUAUACACUAGAGUGGCGGCGUUCGCGGGAUGGAUCGAAAGAGUUACUGGAGUGCAACUAUAG
Molecule: messenger RNA, 675 nt
Organism: Harpegnathos saltator (Jerdon's jumping ant)
Lineage: Eukaryota; Metazoa; Arthropoda; Insecta; Hymenoptera; Formicidae
Product: chymotrypsin-like protease CTRL-1
Exons: 3
Coding region: 1-675 (224 amino acids)
Biological process (GO): proteolysis
Molecular function (GO): serine-type endopeptidase activity
Source: RefSeq, a predicted model, not a curated record